AUGUGUUUCGAUUCGGGUGACAAUUUUGUGACACGAUUUAAUGAUACCUGUGAUGUUUUUCAACUUAAUCCUGGUUAUCUCCAUGAUGUUAAUUCAUCCACUAAUAUCACAUUUACGUUAACAAAAGCAGCGAUCUAUAUCACAAAUUGUUCCAUCAACAGUGAUAUAACUGAUAGCAGUUUGGAUUCACUUUUGGUACACAUUGGGAAGUUUUAUCAAGAGCACAUAGACGUGGUGUAUGAGUCUGUUUUUCCAGAAGUGCUUGAUCCAUUCAGCCGAUCGGUGGUUAUGGUUAAUUACGCUACUUGUGCAGUAGCUGUGAGUGGAUGGAUGCUGUUUGUUGCUCAGGCUUUAUCAAUAAGUAGGAAACCAAUUAUGUUGAGAAUUACAACGCUUUUUCUUGCAUCAGCGCAUACAUUUUUGCUUCAAAAAUUUAGCAAGCUCAUGAACAGACAGUUUAACGAGUGCUAUCAAGAUAAUUAUGAAAUGAUUAGACUAGUAUCUGAUUCUAUGGCGAUUAGUGCGAUAUACUAUUUAGGACAAAUACUUGUUUGGGCGAAUAGUGUUCAUUGUACACGAUGUAUUGUGCAAAAACUUUGGCAGCCACUUCCAGAUUCAACAAGAAGACAUGACUGGAGGAAUGUCCUCAAGUGGAGCUUGAUUGGAUACUAUUUUGAUGUUCUUUUGACCAUGAUUUCGGCUGGAAUAAUGCACUUUUAUGCAGUUCCCUUUGAAGACUUCCCUCUAACAUACGGGCCAAACAUUUUAGAGAUAGUUACUACAUGCAUAGCAUACCUUUACAUCAUAUUCAUGUUUUCGCUAUUCGUCAUGACCAGGAUCUCGUUUUCAUUUCGUUUUCAAAGUAUAGUUCUAAUCAUUCUAAUAUUUGCCGCGUUGUUCCUAGCGGUAAUCUUGAAUAUCAUCUGGUUGGUCGGUUCCAAGCAAAACAUGAAAUGGCUAAUCGGCGUCUAUUUACUAUUUCAAUUGAUUUCAACUGAUUUAGUCUACGAAUUUCUUAUUAAUUGUCAGUUGUAUGACACGGAGAUUGAACGAAGAAGAAUUGUGGGUCGGCGUAUUUCCGUGAGGCCGUUGAAUUUCUGGAAGCACAAGAAAAAAGAUGCAGUCGAAUUUACAACACGCAAUAAUUCUUGCAAACCUUUAGAACGUGAUCAUACUCGGGCUGUUAUACCCGCAUAG
Molecule: messenger RNA, 1197 nt
Organism: Brettanomyces bruxellensis
Lineage: Eukaryota; Fungi; Ascomycota; Pichiomycetes; Pichiales; Pichiaceae
Exons: 1
Coding region: 1-1197 (398 amino acids)
Biological process (GO): cellular response to pH
Cellular component (GO): plasma membrane
Source: RefSeq, a predicted model, not a curated record